GGAAGAGGCUGAUCAGAGGACACUGAGACCGUCGCGCUCAGCUCCCAAGAUGACAACGGCAGAUAUUCGCAGUUCGUUGCGCUCGUUCAAAGGUCCGGAUGGGAAGAAUCUCGAAAAAUCGACGGGGUCCGGCGCUAGCAGCGGCUGCGGUAAGCGCCUCUUUCAGGCUUGGCCCGGAAAAGCAUCCCCAAAGGCCAGAGCGAAAAAAGAACAAAUUCACGCUUUCGUGAGCAAUCGGCCUUUCUUUUCCUCCUCCUUUUCUUCCUCUCUCUCACCUCCCUUGAACGUCUGCUGUCGGCGAUCGACCGGCUGCCUGUCGUUCCCUUCCUGCGCUCGUCGAGUCGCUCAAUUCCCUCGAUCUCUCCCACAUCGCACGCUCGUCAACAAUGGCUGCUGCUGCCGCAUCCCAACCGGCCACUGAGCACAAGGUCAAGCCGGCCAAGCCUGAUGAGCAGGCGUACAAGACCGAGCUCGCCAAGCUGGAGAAGGAGCAUGCUGCCGUUCAGGAGAAGCUGACCCAAAUCAAGGCCAAGAUCGAGAGCGCCAAGCCCAACAACCAGGACUCUCCUGCCGCGAAGAGACAGAAGGAACUCCGCGCGGAGCUUGCUUCUAUCCGCCAGAAGCAGCAGGGAUUCAAGGCCUCCCGGACAAGCACCCAGGAGAAGAUCAACGCUCUUGAUGCCACCCUGAAGUCCCGCAUCGCGGAGCAGAACAGCUCCCGGAGCAAGCUGUCGUUCAAGAACGUGGAGGAGAUCGACCGGGAGAUCGCCCGUCUCGAGAAGCAGGUCGAUUCGGGUACGCUGCGUCUGGUGGAUGAGAGGAAGACCCUGGCCGACAUCUCGACCCUGCGAAAGCAGCGCAAGAACUUUGCCGGCCUGGACGAUGCUCAGAAGCAGAUCAAUGACCUGAAGGCUCAGAUCUCAGAGCUCAAGAAGAGCCUGGACAACCCCGAGGCCAAGGCGCUCAGCGACAAGUACACGGAGAUCCAGAAGGAGCUGGACUCUAUCAAGGCGGAGCAGGACAGCGCGUUCAAGAACCUCAACGCUUUGCGGGACGAGCGCACCAAGAUCCACGCGGAGCAGCAGCAGAAGUACACUGCUAUCCGUGAGCACAAGGACAACUACUACAAGGCCCGCAAGGCCUACAAGGAGUAUGAGGAUGAGGCCUGGAGGAUCCGUCGUGAGCGCCAGAAGGCCGAGCGCGAUGCCUUCGAACGGGAGAAGAAGAAGAAGAUCGCGGACAAGAAGCUGGAAGAGGCUUCUCGCCCCGCCUACACCGACGAGAUCCUCACCGCAGAGGGUCUCAUCCGUUACUUCGACCCGGCUUAUGACUUUGCUUCCAUUGGUCUCAGCGACAAGAAGGACCAGGGCGCGAACUACCGCGCCGAGGUCGGCCGUACCGUUGACGACUCCGGUCUGAAGGGUAUGAAGGUCCUCAAGAAGGAGGAGGACGACUACUUCGUUGGCACAGGUGGCAAGAAGGGUAAGAAGGGCAAGAAGGGCGGCGCCAACGGCGCUACCGCUCCCUCUGACAAGUUCAACCUGAACAUCGGUCUCAUCGAGGACUUUGCCAAGAUCAAGGUCGACCCUCCGAUGAACCAGACCGACGUGCCCACUGUCGUUGAGAAGCUGGCCGCUAAGAUUGUUGAGUGGAAGAAGAACCAGGACGCCAAGACUCAGGAGAACAUCAAGAAGGCCCAGGAGGAGAUCGAGCGUCUGGAGCAGGAGUUUGCCUCUGCCGACGACCGCUCCACUGAUAAGGCCAAGAAGCCUGCUCAGGCGAACGCAGGUGUCAAUGGCAAGGCCUCUGCGGACGCCGAACUGAAGCAGGAGAAGGAUGCAGUUGCCGACGUGUCCGAGGAGCUGAAGGAGACUUCUCUCGAAGAGAAGGCAUAGACCUGGUCGCGUUGAUACGACCGCACUCUAGACCUUAUAUACGCACGUGUGCUCUUGAUCGCUUGCUUGCAUCAGCGUCUGC
Molecule: messenger RNA, 1977 nt
Organism: Paecilomyces variotii
Lineage: Eukaryota; Fungi; Ascomycota; Eurotiomycetes; Eurotiales; Thermoascaceae
Product: nuclear segregation protein
Exons: 3
Coding region: 387-1895 (502 amino acids)
Biological process (GO): intracellular mRNA localization
Cellular component (GO): endoplasmic reticulum; nuclear outer membrane-endoplasmic reticulum membrane network; ribonucleoprotein complex
Molecular function (GO): mRNA binding
Source: RefSeq, a predicted model, not a curated record